Prorocentrum cordatum is the source of this 1666-nucleotide messenger RNA. Lineage: Eukaryota; Dinophyceae; Prorocentrales; Prorocentraceae. The record is from the annotation of a GenBank genome assembly.
GCCGAGGGGGCCGGCGGCGGGGCCUCUGGCGAGCUGGGGCCGACUGCCGGCGGCGGGACCUCCCCGAGCAGGCAUACCCGAUGGAGCUGGCGGCCGGCGCCGUCGCCAAGGCGAAGGCCGCCAGGAAGAGGCCCAACCAGGGCGACGCCAGCUCCUCCGAGGGCUCGCCGAACGACGAUGUGGCGCCAGCGAAGAAGUGGGAGGAGAAGCCGGGCGGCCACGCGCUGGACCCGGCCAAGGCAGAGGAACGCGCCAAGGCCAUGGAUGAGAACUACGAUAAGCACAAAGACAUGACGAAGGAGGAGCUCGAGGAAUGCCUGCCGAAGAGACCCGACAAUGGGGUAACCUCCAUAGGCUCGGUCUUGCACGAGUUGAACAUCUGUUCCCCCUGCUGCUUUAACAAGACAGCGAAAGGCUGCAAAGAGGGCAUCACGUGCAAGUACUGCCACAUGCCCCACAAGAGGACCAGGACCAGAGGCCCGAAAAAAACCAAGCAGACGGUCGCUGCCAAGAACCUGCAGGCCCUCCAGCAGGAGGAGGGCAUGAGGUCCGACGAGGACAACAUCGAGGAGGGCUCACGGCUCGCCCGACGAGCUCUCAAGGAGCAGCAGCAGCAGCAGCAGCAGCAGCAGGCCCCCCCGCAGCAGGCGGAGGCGCUGGUGGAUCGUAGGGGCAACACGUGGCCUUCGUGGCUGCAAGAUGACCUCCGGCACGAGCUGCGGCGCGAACGGCGAGACGAUUGGAGGCAGCACGCCCCACCUCCCUCGGGGCCGGGGCACCCGCCGCCGCCCUUGCCGCUGGCGGACCGCUCGCAGCCGAGCGGCUCCGCCCACUGGGCUGGGGGCGCCCACCCGCCUGCGCCGCCAGUGGACCACCGGCAGGCAGGCGGCUACGCGCAUGCCCACCCGCCCCCCGGCGCGCCUGCGCCAGGCUACAGCGGGCCAGGUGCCGCGCCGCAGCAGGGCGCCUACUCGGUGCCCCCGCCGCCGCGCCGCUGGACACGGGUGGCCCCGGGCACGUGUCUCCAUACGCCGCGGCGCCGCGCCCAGCGCUGGAGGACAGGAGGCCACCCCCUGCUGCCCCGUACAGCGCCAGCCCCGGCGCCGCCGACCCCAGGAGGGCUCCGCCGCCACACCCGGCGGAGGCCCGCGGCAGCCAUCCGCCUCCGGUCGCAUACGCCGCUUCCGCCGCGAGCGGGGUCGACCCGUACGGGGCCCCUCCGGGGGACCCGUAUAGGGCGCCUCCGGUGGACCCGUACAGGGUGCCUCAGGCAGACCCGUACGGGCACCCGUCGAGAGGAGCCCCCUCCGGCCCCGGCGGCCUCGACGGCGCCGCUCCGCCGGCGGCUGGCGGCGCGGCCGGCUACCAGCACAGCAGCGCCUACGCUGCCCCGCCGGGCCCCGGCACCGCUCCAGGCGGCGACGCCCAUGCCCAUCUCGCGGGUACAGCGCGUCUCCCGCGCCGAGCCCGCUGGGAAGGGGAGCCGACGGUGGCUGCCGAGGCUGGCCGCCGCAGCCGCACCCGCACCCGCACCAGCAGCAGCAGCAGCAGCAGCAGCAGCAGCAGCAGCAGCAGCAGCAGCAGUGGCACCCACCACAGCAGCAGCCGCCGCCGUCGCACCUGCAGCACUACAGGUGACAAAUCAUGGAGGCGCUUUUGGUCGGCC